AUGGCAAAAGCGAAAGGAUUUCCGAAUAUUUCUUUACCAGAGAAACUAACGAAACCAAAUCCAUUUGUUGAAGACAAAAAACCUAUUGACAAUAAUUUAUUAUCGUUUGUCAGUAAUGGUUUACAUUUUACAACCGAUGUUAUUGAACAAAUAUGUCCUCAUGUGUUACCUUACUCAAGUUUUAAUGGACAUUUAUUAUAUACAUCUCCUGGGAUGGCGAAACAACGUCGACCUCACACAACGCCAAGGCGACCACAUCGUCUGGAACCAAUUACAGAUACGAAUCAUAAGGAAAAUGAUGACAUUAAAGCAAUUAGUUUACCGUAUGCUCGAUGGGCGCAUGCUCAGCGUGUACGAAAACAGAAAAAAAUUGGUGAAAAUAAACAAUUUCAACCAAAAGAAUCAAUAUUUUUCAUGACUGAAAUUGAACCACGAGAAGGUGAUGAUAUGAUUGGUCGACAAGGGCAACGAGAAAUUGAAGAAGAUAAAACAACUACAACGCGUUCAUCGGAUUUAAAUACAGCACGAAUGAGUCAAGAAAUGUUAGAAAAGCAUGCACAAGCUCAAGCAAAGAAAGAUUUUGAAAAUAUGGAAAAAAAUUGGGAUAAAUAUAUGUUUGAGCAUAUGGAUGAGAAUACAGCAAAAUAUAUCAUUCUCAAGCAUGUACACGACGAAUCUAGAAAAGGACGAUUAAUUGAAUAUCUAAAAGAAACUUAUCAUUUAUCAACCAUACCAAACCAAUAUGAAAUUGAAUUGAUCCCAUCUCCAAGAAAAGUUGAAGAUGUUGAAAAAAAGGAUAGUUCAUGGAAAAAACCCGAGAGUAGAUUAUUAGAACGUGCUGAAAAAGCAAAAGAUUCUGAAACGGUUCAAGAUAAACGUCAUACUCCACUUUAUCGUCUACCAAGAGGUCUUCGACGUCAUGCUAAACAAGAAAUGAAAGAAGAAUCUAAUCGAACUGCACAAAAUAUGGUAAUAGAAAAUACUCAAAUUCGUAGAGAGCAAACAUUUUAUGAUAUUAUGUCAGAUAAAAUAUUGAGUACAGUAUAUCGAACUGAUCAUCCAUAUGAACAAGCAAUGAUCAUGGGAACAAAUGUUCAUCAACCAACCGACGAAAAAGGUGUUAUAAGCUUAUCAUCAAAAUUACAAUUUGAUAAAGUGUUACAACAAACGUUACCACCAAAUCCAGAAGCUAUUAGUUCAACUCUUGUAAUGGAUUCAACUGCCGCAUAUGAUCGCUCAAAACCAAGUAAAGGUUUUAGACGUUGGAAAAGUUUACCGAAAGUGAAAGACACGACUCCUUAUAUGCGAUUACCGUCGCCUGAACAAACUGUAGUACCUAAAUGGCGUCGUAAAUGGCAAGUUGGUAGUCAAUGGAUUGAUGCUGAUAUUGAUGAAUUGUAUGGUGACUUGCAAGAUAUUCAUCCACAUGUUCGAUUCACCGCUGUUGUUGUGUGUGCCAGAGCAGCUCAAUAUCGUACACAAAAAGAAAUUGAUUCUGGAUUAAAAGUUCAUUUAUUACCAGAAAAACUGUUAGUAGCAUUAGAAUGUUUACUUCAAGAUACAGUUGAAAGAGUUCGAACAGCGUCGGCUAUAGCACUCUUAACAUUAGAUAGAUAUAGCCAAGAUGCUGAAGAUAUUUUACGCGUCUGUCUUCAGACUGGUAGCCCACUUGAUAAACUAGCGGCCAGUGAAUGUUUAGCUGACUAUGGUAUCACAACAUCAGAUGUUAUUCAUGAACUAUUGAAAAAUUAUUUUGAAGCUGAUGAUGAACUAACACGAGAACAGAUUAUUCUUUAUUUAGUCAAACUUAGUUUAAGAACUAAUCUUGUAUAUAGUCUUGCUGGUGAAUAUUUGAAUUCGGCUGAUGCAGAUGACAGAAUAUUAGCAUGUAAAUUAUUUCCCUUAUUGAGAUCUUAUCCAAAUAAGGAUAUAACUCAAAAACUAACCCAUUUAAUGUGGGAAGACAUAAAUAGUACAGUGAGAAGAAUAUCUGGUCAAGCAUUAGGAAAAUGUGGAUGUGGACAAGCUGUUCAUGAUGAACUUGUUUUAAGAUUACAAAGUAAACAUUGGAAACAUCGUGUUGAAGCAUUAAAAUUGAUUGGUUAUUUAGGUAUUUUGACGGCAAAAUUAAUGCAGCCGUAUAUGAACUGUUUUAAAGAUGAACAUGUUAGCGUGAGAGAUUACGCUUGUCGUACCACGUACAAAAUACAAUUGAGAGACGAAAAUAUAAGAAAUUUACUAGUUGAAGUAGCAAAUUAUGAUUCAAUUGAAAAAGUUCGCUAUUCGGCUAUUGAAGCAUUAGGAUUAUAUGGGAUGUCGAAUGAUGUAGCUCGUCGCGUUUUGUUGUGGGCAGUACGAUACGAUAAAAGUCCAUUAGUUCGCGCAGCUGCUCCAGCCGCAUUAGUUCUGUUAGAAAAAGCCGAUACGGAUAUUCUCGAUACCUUACAAGAUCGCUUUUUGAUCGAAAAAGAACCGAUUGUUGUUAAAUCAUUGAAAGAAGCAUUGGAGCUAUAUGGUUGUAAUUUAAGUCAAGAUAUGCCUAUUGUAGAGGAGAUACGAAAUGAAGUACGAAAAUUAAAUCAAAAAAAUACAAUAUGGGAAAAAAUAACAAAUUUAGAACGAGAAUUACGGAAGGCCGAAGCAAUUGAAAGACUCAUUGCUCCCGAGCCUGAUAGACCAGUUACUCCACCCAUUUCAAAUAUGCAAUCAAUGUCAAAAAUAACAGACAAUGCGUCGAUAUCCUCAUCGGGUUUUUCAAAAGCAAUUCGAGAUGUCGCCGACAACAGUGUUUAUUCUCUACCUGAAAUAUGGACACCAGAAACGAGACAUGAUCCUUCGAUAAAAAAGUCUAAUAAAGCAAAAAAUUUACCAAUAACAACAGUGACAACCACACAACCUGAAGAAUUCUCAGUAAAUGUUUCGAAUUCUGAACAAAUUUCUGAUAUGAAUAAUGCUGAUAAAUCUUAUGGAUUACCAUUAACUUCCUUGAUGCCGGUCUAUGAGGAACAUGAGAAUGAAGAUGAAGACGAAAAUGAACUGUAG
Didymodactylos carnosus is the source of this 3042-nucleotide messenger RNA. The record is from the annotation of a GenBank genome assembly. NCBI's taxonomy places the organism in Eukaryota, Metazoa, Rotifera, Eurotatoria, Philodinida, Philodinidae.